Molecule: messenger RNA, 5177 nt
Organism: Lingula anatina
Lineage: Eukaryota; Metazoa; Brachiopoda; Lingulata; Lingulida; Lingulidae
Biological process (GO): protein phosphorylation
Molecular function (GO): protein kinase activity; ATP binding
Source: RefSeq, a predicted model, not a curated record
AAUGACAGCUUUAUAAAUUCAACAUGAAGAAACUUUUUUCGAAGAUAGAUGGCUCCAGCGUGGCCAGCAGUCUUAUUGGCAAGGUUUUCAACGUGGGGAGGAUGUCGGUGACGGUGGAAGAAGUUAUUGCGGAAGGUGGAUUUGCCAUAGUGUUCCUAGUAAAAGCUCAAAACGGACAGCGUUAUGCUUUAAAGCGUAUGUACGUUAAUAAUGAACAGAGUCUGGCAACCUGUAAAAGGGAAAUACAGAUUGCUAGCUCUUUAUCUGGUCACAAAAAUAUCAUUAGCACAGUUGAGUCCAGUAUACGGCCGACUGGGAAUGGCAUUUAUGAGGUGCUGAUUCUUAUGCAGUAUUGUAAAGGUCAUAUCAUCCAGAGCAUGAAUGACAGGUUAAAUUCUGGGGGGUUCUCAGAGCGAGAGGUUCUCAAGAUAUUCUGUGAUAUAUGUGAAGCUGUGUCCAGGCUGCAUCACUGCCAGACACCUAUUAUACAUAGGGACCUCAAGGUAGAAAAUGUGCUCAUAGAAUCAGGAGGAAACCAUGUGCUCUGUGAUUUUGGCAGUGCGACAGCAAAGUUUUACAACCCCCAGGUUCAUGGGGUGAAGCAUGUGGAGGAGGAUAUACAUAAGUACACAACAUUAUCAUAUCGGGCUCCAGAAAUGAUAGAUCUUUAUAGUGGGAAGUUAAUUUCAACAAAAGCAGACAUAUGGUCCCUAGGGUGCUUACUGUACAACCUGUGCUUCUUCAAGUUGCCAUUUGGAGAGAGUAGUUUAGCCAUACAGAAUGGAAACUUUACAGUGCCAGAUGAUUCUAGAUAUUCCAAAGAGAUGCAUGGACUUAUAGCAUUCAUGCUUGAAGUAGACCCAGAUAAAAGACCAGACAUUUUUCAAGUUUCACAUGUGGCAUUUCUGCUGGCAAGAAGAGAAUGUCCUGUGCCAAAUUUACACAAUAGUCCAGUGCCAGAUAUUACGAAGCUGCCUAAAGCUAUUUCAGAGAGUGAAGCAAGGGCAAUCAAGACAACAAUGUCAAGAUCAGUUCAAGCUCCAGUUGUGGAAAGCACCACUAUUGCUCCUAGACAAAGACCUAAAGGUCAAAGCAUUCCAAACACAAAAAGUAACCUUGGUCUCCCUGUGCAGACCUCUGUAGCACCUAGAAAAAGGCCCAUGGGGAGCAACUCGACAACUCCUGUUGCUGAAGCACAGCAAGGUUUCCCUUCUGCAGCCAGCCAGGCAUUGACCUCCCCCGCACAGCAUCUCUUCCCCCAGCAGAACAGUGCCAAUCAUCAACAACAGUUACAUUAUCAACAGCAGGAACAAAAGCAACAUCAGCAGCAACAAAUGCACCAACACCACCUUCAGCAGCAACAUAAUCAACAACAGCUCCAGCAGCAGCAGCAGCAGCAGCAACUUUUGUACCAGCAACAACUUCAACAGCAGUACCAACAACAACAACAACAGGCUUAUUUACAACAGCAGUAUCAACAGCAAGUUGCCCAGCAACAACAACAGGCUGCCCAGCAACAACAGGUUGCCCAGCAGCAGCAGGUUGCCCAACAGCAUCAGCAACAUCAGGUGCUCCUUGAGCAACAUAAUAAACAGCAAGCAUCUGCUGGUUUCUUCCCUAAUGCUACCUACCCCGCUGUUGGUGGGUAUCAGAUGGGGCCAAUGCUGAAAGAGACAGCAGGAGGACCACAGAUGGAUGGUUUCAAGGUUCCUGAACCACCAAAACAGAGAUCUGGAAAACAGCAAGAUAAUCAGCCUCUCCUAGCAUUAACUCCACCUGAGUCGCCUAAGGCUGUCAGACACCGCAGAAAUGUUAGCGACACUUCAGCAAUCAUUUCUCAGGCCGGGAAAAGAAACAGUGCAUUCAAGUUUUACAACUCUAACACACAACUGCUAGCCCCUAGUCAAGACGUAUCAUCUCUCAAGACAAAGUCUGCUUCAGCUACACCCACACAUUCUCCCAGCAGAACCCCACCCAGAGCCCUUUCUGCAAAUUUCUCUGACUGGAACCCGUUUGGGGAUGAUUUUGGUGCACUAACAGAGGAUGCAAUAUUUGGGAAGGAAUUUGAUAAACUCAGGAGAGGAUCAAACAGCAGUAUAUCAAAUGUGAAAAGCCGUGAAGAUUUAGUGAUGGAUGACGAUGGAGAACAGGAUCCUUUUGGUGCUGCACCUUUUGCCCCACCAAGGUCAAGGUCACAGCAAGGGAGUGGGGCCACUUCCAGUUCUGCUUGUAGUUCACUAAAACCACAUGGAGAUCGUCAGACAAACUCUACAAAGGCAAGUUCUGUGCACAGCACGUCGCUGGAGUCUACAAAAACCAGGAAUUUGCUGGAGGCAGCUGUAGGGCUUAUGAAGAGCUCUGCUGGGGAUGAGUCAAGAUACCAUAAGUUUGAUGAUGUGGCCUCAAACAAGAACACCAAAGGUUCAAGGUAUCGCCAGUUUGUAGACAGUGGCAGUGAUGACAACCCAAGCCCUAGUGAGGAUACCAGGGAAAAAAGGGACAAAGAAAUCAAGGUAGUAAGUGACUCUGGGAGAAAAGAGAAGUUUGGGAAAAAUUUUCCUCACGCUCAGCUCCACAAAAAGAAGGCAGAUUCCAGCUCAGAAGGACAGGUGGAAAGUGAGAGUUCUCACAAAGAUGUGAAACCAGAAGACUUUGGUUAUGAGGAACUGGAUGAUGAAUUUGGUAGACGGCAUCCUAUGGCUCCGGACAGCCAAUCAGAACUUAGCUUUGAAGGAGUGUGUCAGUCUUCUCAGCUCAGUGCAAGUUGUUCUGAGAACCCUGCUGUUGAACCCGUAGCUGAGGAAUCUCUGCCUGUUCAGCACGAUAGAAUUGUGGGACAUGAAUGUGGUGUCAAACCCCUUCUAGAUGAUGAUGAACUGUCGGACACAGAAUUCACAAAACCAGCCAAUCCUUUUACCAAAGAACAGGUGUAUCUGUCUAGUGGACGCAGCAGCUCUGCUUAUAGCAACAGCCUUCUUUCAUCCCCUACAUCUCCACAGUCAGAUGACUUGAAACUAGAGUCUGCUGAUCCUUUCAGUGCUGCUCCUUUUCCAUGGAGAAAAGGUACAAAGAAACGGAAGACAAAAUCCAAGUCCAAAGACACUGAUAAAGACAAAGGUUUAUUUGAGAAUGCCCCUUCUUUCAAGGGUGACAGACCCCUAAGAUCUACUAGUCCUGAAAAGGAGGGAGGGCAUGAGUUGGUCAACCCUCUGUUUGAAGGUCAUGAGACAUUACACGAAAAUUUCUCACAAAAUCAGGGCUAUGGUCAACAUUCCACUGAUCAGGCACAAGGCUAUUUUAGAUCUCCAGCUCAAAGUCCUGAACAGGCUCUCUUGCAAAGCCAAGAAUCUAUUGGAUAUGGUCAGGGGAAAUCUGCUUUUUCCCAAUCAUCCUACGGGCCUAGAUUUCACCCCAAGAUUUCGUCAGCAGAUGAUGUGUCCCCAUCAUCCACACACACACAUACAGUUUCCCCUAUAGCGGAGCUCCCACACAGUAUGGCUCAGCACAGCUUUGAGGAUAAUUUUGUCGCAUCCUCCCUUCCAGCCUUUGCUCAACCCCAACCAGCACAUUACAGUCAUCCACAGCAAAUGGAUGCUGUUCAGAAUGCCAGUUUUUACAGCCAAAAUAUAGGUUAUCAGACACAACAUCCAUCAGGCCAUAUAUUCACCCAGAACAGUGGAGGGGGUAUGGGAGGUGUAGCAUCGCCCCACUCUCCUGUACAGGUGAGACCUCCCCAGCAGCAAUCCACAGGAGAGGAUCUAUUUGGUGCUGUACCAUUCCAGAACAUGACCACACAGCUGAUCAUGCCACAGAACAGGCCCACUGCCAGGCAUGGGGGUGGACCUCAUGUAAUCAGUGUGCUCCCAGGGGUUAGAAAGACCACGCCUACCAGGGCUAGGAGAAGAAGUGGAAGCAGGCGGCGGUCGAGUAGUUCAGGGAGCGAUGGAAAACCCAGUCCUAGGUCAAGUAAGAAAAAGGACAGGUCAAAACCUGUAGAUGAAAACCUUGUUGCUAUGGUUCCUGGCGAGGAAGGCGGUAGUAACAGUGGCACCCUUAAGAAGAAUAAAUCCAAACAGAAGAAAACUCCACGUGAUAAAUCAGCUACAGCAUUCUCCAAUGAGGGGUUCUCUAACAUGAGUUUUGAUGACCAGGAUGACUCUAAGGGACAGGAGCCUGCCUGUGUGACCCCUGCCUCCAUUCAUGCAGCCAGCAUGCAGGCUAAUUUUGCUGGCAGUGACGCGAGGCUGCUUCAUACCAAAUCCAGACAUACAGAACCUUUCUCAGUAAGCAAAAAGAAAGGUCUGCUUAGCUAACUAUUCAUGUAUGGCAGUUCAUACAGGAUUUCUAUUUCUCUGUAGAAAUUUGAAACAGCUUAAAUUGCAAUCAAUGUCAUAGUAAGUUAAUUUGCUUAAAUUCUUUUAAUCUCAAUCUUUGAAAGUUGUAUCUGAGAAUCAUAGAUACCGAACAGAUGCCAUAUCAUUUUAUUUAGAUGUAUACGUGUAGUUUAUUCAGUUUUUUAUCAGUGAUAAUGAUAAUGCUGUGGUUAUUUCUUUUGAAUGGGGCAGGUACCUUGUAAUGAUAAUUAGAAGGAUGAUUUAUUGUCACGCCUGGCACAAAUUUGUGUAUGCUUCUUCUAAUGCAAUUAACUUGUAAUUGGAGAUCUUGAGUGCUUGUUUAAAGAUGACAUUUCCCUGGUAGAAUGUUUCAACAUCAAGAAAAAUUUACCAAUAUUCCAGAGCUGAAGUAGGUUCUCUUUGUUGACCUUUUUAAAGCUGGUAAAAAUUUGAUCUGAUGCUCUAUUUACUUUUUAUAAUCAUUUUCACACUCUGAUCCAUAAGACAGAGAAUAUACAAUGCACAGAAAUUUAUAAAGCAAUGAUUUAAACUCUACACUUAUUGAUUUUCAUAGCAUAUGUCCAGAGAAAGGAAUUGCUUUUCAUGUCUUCCAUACAUGUGAAAUUGCUUUAGAUAAUAAUGUAGGCAGCUUGUGACAAAAUGGCUCUUGGGUCCUAGUAUGAAUGUAGGAAUUUACUUUUGUUGUCACAAAUUGCAUGAAGACACUGGGUUUCGUUUAACCAAUCUAGGUCUUUAUUUUCCAGUGCAAUAUAUAGUUUAAAUAAAGUCAGCUGAUAAAGAUUGUUUUGUUUUGCAAUGGUCUUUGUCAGAUUUUCUACCUUG